Molecule: messenger RNA, 1000 nt
Organism: Astyanax mexicanus (Mexican tetra)
Lineage: Eukaryota; Metazoa; Chordata; Actinopteri; Characiformes; Acestrorhamphidae
Gene: med21
Product: mediator complex subunit 21
Exons: 4
Coding region: 64-501 (145 amino acids)
Biological process (GO): regulation of transcription by RNA polymerase II
Cellular component (GO): mediator complex
Molecular function (GO): transcription coregulator activity
Source: RefSeq, a predicted model, not a curated record
CGGUCACGUGAGCGCGCCCGCGACGUUAGCCCUCCGGCCGGCGGGGGGCGAUAACCAGAAAAGAUGGCGGACAGGCUAACACAGCUGCAGGACGCAGUCAACUCAUUGGCUGAUCAGUUCUGCAAUGCCAUUGGAGUUCUGCAGCAAUGUGCGCCACCUGCUUCCUUCAGCAACAUUCAGACAGCCAUCAACAAGGACCAGCCAUCAAACCCCACAGAAGAAUAUGCACAGCUUUUUGCAGCCCUGAUUGCAAGGACAGCGAAAGAUGUUGAUGUGUUGAUCGAUUCGCUGCCUAGUGAAGAAUCUACCGCUGCUUUACAGGCUGCUAGCCUGAGACAGUUGGAAGAGGAGAACCAUGAGGCAGCAGCACGACUGGAAGAAGUGGUGUACAGAGGAGAUCUGCUACUGGAGAAGAUCCAGAGCGCUCUGGCUGAUAUUGCCCAAUCACAGCUACGCACUCGCAGCGGCACGUCCAGCCAGUCCAUGACACCUGAAUCAUGAUUUGUACCGUUUCAGUUCCAGUAUGGACUGACAAAGACUUCAAGGACUUAUUAUACAGCAUUCAUUUGUGAUCUUUGAGGACAAAAAUUGCAGCAAAGUAUUCAGUGACAUUUCAGCUGGGAGAAGUAGAGCUGGCAGUGCUCUACACCAGUAGAGUGAAGACACCGUUCUGGUGGCGGUUUUGUUCCAACAUCAUCUUAAUAUAUCUUAGCAGUAAGAUCACACCUAUUAACGUUAAAGGUGUAACAUGCUUUUUGAUGGUGAUGGUAAAAGAGAUUUAUUUUUUUGAAGCUCUUAAGCCAUUUUCUUCUAGUUUCUAGUUUAAAAUGUGUUUUUUUUUAUUUUGCCCUUAAACACAGAAAUUACUAAUGUACAAUAUUUAUCUUUCCAGUCCAUGUAUGGUUUACUGUGGCAAGAGGAGGAUCUUUUUGAAUUUUGUAUAAUGUAGAAUUGCUUCAAGUAGAAUAAAUGAUCAAGUUUAUACUUUCAAGACACAAGA